Molecule: messenger RNA, 1736 nt
Organism: Sorghum bicolor (sorghum)
Lineage: Eukaryota; Viridiplantae; Streptophyta; Magnoliopsida; Poales; Poaceae
Product: NAD-dependent protein deacylase SRT2
Exons: 11
Coding region: 1-1455 (484 amino acids)
Molecular function (GO): NAD-dependent protein lysine deacetylase activity; NAD+ binding
Source: RefSeq, a predicted model, not a curated record
AUGCUAGCGGACACGUCUGCGGCCCACGUAACAGCUGACGUGGCACGGCACGGGAGCUGUUGGUGUUGGUCUCGUCACUUCCCUCCUUUUGUUUAUACUUCCCACCAAACAAAGGAAGAACCCGCCCCUGCUGCCUGCCUGCCUCGCGUCCUCCGGACCACCCGCCUCCACGUCACGUUCGCCGCCGCCCGCCCGCCCGCCGGAGCGCGCCGCCGACGCCCGAUGGCGGCUGCCCCUGCCGCGCACGCCUACCGCGCUUCGGCUUCGGUUGAGGCUUUUAUGCAACCGACUUACACAUGUAAUGGGACUCAGAUAAUUGCAGGCCUAACUGGUGCUCUGUGGGCGGCGUCUAGAAGGUCAUAUGCUCAUUUCUGCAACUUCCAAGCAUCAGGAAACAAUGCGCUUCUUUAUGGAAGGGAAAAUCCUCUCUCCUUGAGAUACUCUUUUCGCUUUUUGAAAGCAAGAAACAACCAUUCAUCAGCCGUUGCGCCUAAGGACUAUUGUGAAACCUACAUCCAGUUUUUGAGAGAUAAACGGAUAGUUCCUGAUUCAGACCCCCCAAGCUCUAAAGACGUGGACCUAUUAUAUCAAUUUAUUGAUAAGAGUAAAAGGCUCAUGGUAGUAACUGGAGCAGGAAUGAGCACUGAAUCUGGGAUUCCUGAUUACAGGAGUCCUAAUGGUGCAUACAGCACGGGUUUUAAACCACUUACUCAUCAGGAGUUUGUUCGCUCUAUUCAAGCCCGGAGGCGGUACUGGGCUAGGAGCUAUGCUGGAUGGAGAAGGUUUAGGAGAGCACAACCAAAUGCAGCCCAUUAUGCUCUUGCGUCUCUAGAAAGGAUUGGUCGUGUUCACUCAAUGGUUACCCAAAAUGUGGAUAGGUUGCAUCAUCGUGCUGGGAGUAAUCCACUUGAGCUGCAUGGGAGUGUAUAUGAUGUUAUUUGUUUAGAAUGUGGUACAUCCAUCAGCCGGGAAUCAUUCCAGGAGGAAGUGAAGAACCUAAACCCAAAGUGGGCUCAAGCUAUCGAUAGUUUGGAAGUAGGGCAACCAGGUUCAGACAAAAGUUUUGGAAUGCAGCAACGACCUGAUGGUGAUGUUGAGAUUGAUGAGAAGUUCUGGGAGCAAGAUUUUGAAAUUCCUAGCUGCCAUCAAUGUGGUGGAGUGCUAAAGCCUGAUGUUGUGAUGUUUGGUGAUAAUGUUCCUCAAGAGAGAGCUGAAAGCGCUAAGGAGGCUGCAAGAACCUGCGAUGCACUUCUGGUGGUUGGUUCAGCACUAAUGACAAUGUCUGCUUUUCGGCUGGCAAGGCUGGCACACGAAGCACAUGCUCCGAUAGCUGCAGUUAGCAUCGGGGAGACCAGGGCUGAUAGCAUUUUAUCACUGAAAAUCAAUGCGAGAUGUGGGGAGAUAUUACCCAGAAUACUUCAGAUGGGAAGUCUGGUGGUACCAAACAUAAGCUGAGCAUAAUCUUGCUAUCAGCUAUUAAUGCAGCAUUAUGCGGUGCCUACCAUCACCCAUAGUUAAGAUUUGGAGGACUCGGUGGUGAAGAAUAAAAGAAGAAACAUGUACAAUUAGUUGUAGAUAAUUCAACAUGGUCAAUGGCCAUCUGUGGUUGUUAUAUCCGAAUUGUUCAUACUUCAUAGGGAAUAACUAAUAGUGAUUCCUGCAAUCGAUGAUAAUUUUUCUGUAACAUGUACAUUGCAAAGCUGUUAGAUCAAAUGUGAGGACUAUAUUUGUUCAUA